UGAAAUGAAACGCGUUUGUGGCUUCAGACGGCGAGUGGCAGUCGUACAACAAAGACGUAGUAAUCCAAAGUUUCCAGAGGCCAAAAAUCCCUCCUGCUGAAAAGUUGGUCAGGCAACUUUUUCAAAAAAAAAAAAACAACCAACAAACCCGCUGCUUAAAAACGUACCAAGAAAUUCCUUUUACUUUUUGUCCAAUAUUUGGAAAAUCCUCUACUGCUAUAGAUGACCGAGAAGGAUACCGUCUCGAUGGCUACCGUGCAAAUGAAGCCUGAUUAUGCGGCUAGCGAGGUCUACAGCACCGCCAGCGAACCGCCACCGGCCUACAAGCGUCAGGCGAAUUCGGUGAAAAUUGCCAAGAUCACCGCCUUCACCAUCAUCGUGUCGUCCUUCGUUCUGGGAUCCUUCAUCCUGGCCUCAUCCUAUCUGCAGGCCAAGGCCUCGUGUGAUCAGGUUCAGGCCCUCGAUUCGGUGCUGGAAAAGGAGCUGAUGCUCGAAACUCUGCAGCAGGUGGGCAAGGAACUUCCCCGUGCUGAACCCCUGCUGGGCGCUGCUGCUGGAUCAUCCGAUGACUCCGAACUGCAGAAUCUGGAGCCAGAGAGUCGCAAGACUGUAGCCACCCACGAUACCGAGGAGCACUCCGACAAGGAUAACUCCUACUCCGACAGCGAUGAGACCGAUGAGCUGCAGAAGUACCCCGGCAAAAUGCCGCUCGAGCUGGACUUGAGUGACCUGGCUGCCGCCAUUCUGCGCAACAACAAGAAAUCUCGCAUGAACUGUGUGGUGGAGCGCAAGCACGCCGAGGAGAUCGUCGACUCGCCCUCAAAGACGGUUGCCCUGCCCUUCGGAGUCAACCUGACCACGGAUCCAAAGAAGGCCCGCAUCACGGGCGAGCGUAUCUCGAUCUUCUGCGACGGCGGCGAUGACAAGGAAAAGGAAGAGAAGGAGGCCAAGCGUCAGCGUGAACAGGAGGAAGAGGAUUCCGAUGAGGAUGCCGAGCCACUGAGGCCCAUGUUCAUUCCCUUCCAGCGUGUGCCCAUUCCCUUCGGACGCAUUCCCGAUCAGAUGCCUCUGACCCAUAUGCCCCAGAGAAUGAUGCCUCCAGCCAUGCAGAUGCACCAGCAAUUGCCUCAGCAACAGCAGGGUCCCAUCAUCAUCCGCCAGCUGCCUCCUCCAUUCCAGCAUCUGCCUAUGCGUCCACCAAUGCCACCACAGGUGAUCCAGGCCCCUCGCAUGGAAUCCUCCGAGGAGAUGCAGAUGCCCAAGGUCCAGACUCUGCGUAUUCACAUGCAGCAGAUCCCCUUCCGUGAGAUCCAUGUGGCCGAUGAUGUGCCCGUCCAGAUUCCCGCCCAGCAGCAACGUCAGGAGAUGCAGCAGCGUCAGGAGAUGCAGCAGCGUCAGGAAAUGCAGCAGCGCCAGGAGAUGCAGCAGCGCCAGGAGAUGCAACAGCGUCAGGAGCAGCGUGAGAUUCCCCAGAUCCAAAUCCAGCCCAUGCCUUUUGGAAUGGCUCUGCAGCGUGUUGGCAUCACCGCCGAGGAUCUCAGGAACAUCCAGCGCAUGGCUGAGGAUCGCAUCACCGAUGAACUGCGUCGUCUGGCCGCCGAAGAGGGUGCCGAGUCCAACGAGGGCAGUGAUGAGGAUGUCUCCAGCUCUGCCGAACAGGCCACCACCGAGGCCCAGACCACAGUGCAGCAGCCACAGCAGACCACCCAGCCUGAACAGCAUCAGCAGGAGGAGCAGCACCAGGAAGUCAGCCAGGAGCCGCAGCAGCCACAGGAACAGCAGGUGCCCCAGAUGCGCAUUCAGCGCUUGAUCCUGCAGCCCCUGCCUGAGCAGCCACGUGAUACCAUGACCCCGCCCAUGCCCGAUCAGCCCCAGCAGCUGCCCUUCGGACGCAUGGUCUAUGGCCGUAGUCUGGCCCAGCCUGUCCGCAUCCCGGUGCCCAUGAUGCAGGCCAUUGAGGGAGGAGCCGCUGCCCCUGAAGAGUCCCAGCGACCUCACUUCGUCCAGCCUCGUUCCGUUUAAGUAACAAGAAGACCACGCCUGUGAUUGCUGCUGUGCGAAUCGAAUCUCGACGAGAGGGUAGAACGAGAAGAACUAGGAGAAGGAGUCAUCAUGUCCCCAAACUAAACCCCAAGAAUCUAUUGAAUUGUAACCAGGUCGUCUCGAUUUGUUUUGUUAUUAAAGCAGCUUAAAAAAGUAAACGUAAAAACCAAAACAAAAUCAAAAAGUUUUAAAUAUUCCUUUUAAACAUUUUUGGCCUUCUUCUAAAAACGUUUUCUCUAUAUAUCAUAUUUGUAUAUUUUAUAAUAACUGCGUGUAUAACAUUCCAAAACAACAACAACAACAACAACAACAACAAACACAAAAACGGAAAGCAAUAUCCUGUGAAAAAAAGGAAAUUUUGAAAAUUUUCUAAGUGUUUUUUUUUCUUCAGUUUUUUUUGAAUUGUCUACAGUUUUGUUUUCACAUACACACGAAUAAAUCCGAUGGAAAUUUUUGUACAUAAAUUAUUAUCGUAUUUUUAAUUAAUUAAUUGUCUUGUGUAGUUGAUAGUAAAUUAAGAAAGAAGCUGAAGCUGAUCUGAUCUUGAUAUAAUCAAAUUCUAAAACCAACGACAGCUAAGAGAAAUUUGUACAUUUUAUAUGAAUAUAUAUACUAUAUACACACAAACACACAUUUUGAAGCGAAUAAAAUUGUGGAUAAUUGGAAAUCAAAAA
This is a messenger RNA of Drosophila eugracilis, 2717 nucleotides long. RefSeq lists its product as uncharacterized. NCBI's taxonomy places the organism in Eukaryota, Metazoa, Arthropoda, Insecta, Diptera, Drosophilidae. Bases 223 to 2022 code for a protein of 599 amino acids. The record is from RefSeq and is a predicted model, not a curated record. The transcript is spliced from 6 exons.